Messenger RNA from Oryzias melastigma (Indian medaka), 1220 nucleotides. RefSeq names its product glutathione S-transferase kappa 1 (gene gstk1). Gene Ontology annotation, biological process: glutathione metabolic process. Gene Ontology annotation, molecular function: glutathione peroxidase activity; glutathione transferase activity. Gene Ontology annotation, cellular component: mitochondrion; peroxisome. The record is from RefSeq and is a predicted model, not a curated record. NCBI's taxonomy places the organism in Eukaryota, Metazoa, Chordata, Actinopteri, Beloniformes, Adrianichthyidae.
AUGGCAUCCAGAAAGGUGGUGGAGUUGUUCUACGAUGUGGUGUCUCCGUACUCCUGGCUGGGCUUUGAGGUUAUGUGUCGUUAUAGACAUAUUUGGAACAUCGAGCUGAAACUGUGUCCAGCUUUUUUGGGGGCCGUCAUGCAGAAAUCAGGCAACAGGCCUCCUGGUAUGGUUCCUAACAAGUUUAAGUAUAUGGGCAAGGACCUCAGCCGCUUGGCAGAAUACUUUGAUGUCCCUUUAAAGCCCCCAUCAGACCCGUUUGAGGUCAUGUUCGAAAAAGGCUCCAUGUCCGCAAUGCGAUUAGUGACGGCAGUGCAAGAGAGGGAGACCGGUGGAGACAAGCAGGUGGAGCAGGUUUCUCGUGAGCUGUGGAGACGGAUCUGGAGUGAAGAUAAAGACAUUACCCAGCCUGAAUCCCUGUCAGAGGCAGCAAAGAAAGCCGGACUGUCUGAUGGAGAUGUGCAAGAAAUACUACAGAUGUAUACGUCACAGCCGAUUAAAGACAAGCUUAAAAACACAACAGAGCAUGCACUUAGUUAUGGGGCAUUUGGCUUCCCCAUGAUUGUGUGUCAUAUUGAUGGAAAGCCAGAAGUAUUUUUUGGGUCUGACAGAUUUGAGCUCAUGGCCCACUGCAUUGGGGAGAAGUGGCUGGGACCUCAACCCGAUAAAUCAGCUGCCAAGCUGUGAGGCGUGAAUCAUUCAUCUCACAAACUCUGAUGCUGUCCUCUUUUUCUGUCACACUUCAAAUCCGAGAUGUGUCUGAGGGCAAAAAAAAGCUGGUAAUCUUUGAUAAACUUAUGUUUAAUUAAUUAAUGCUGUUAAUGCUACACUAAGGACGAAAACAUUGGCCACAAUACACCUUAUAGUAUUUCUUUUGAAAUAAAGUAGUAUAAAAUGAAUAUAUCAUGUUUGUUUUUGAAGGCUUUCACUCAAUUUGCAUUCAAAAAAUUAUUGUUUUUGGAAGAACUGUUUUUCUUUUUUAAUCACCUCAUGACAUUUUCUAAAGAUUUGCAUUUAACAUCCUUCAAAAUUAACUCCUGUUUGCAAACAUGGUGAUGAAUCACAUCAACCAGAUCUUUUUUUUUUUUUUUUUUCUCAUGGUAAAAUGUGUGUUUUAUAUCACUUUGAUUGUUUGUAAAACCUGUUGUGCCUAAAUGUUUGUGAAUGAUUCAAGUAGUUUGUGUGCCUACUUUAACCAAAUAAAAAAUACAGAAAGAGAA